UUGAAUAGUAAUAAAAAUAGACCAAGCACGUCGAUUUGGCAUAAUUGACACUGAUAACCUUCAUAUGACAUUGAUUAGUUAUCAAAUAUUUUGGAGUUUUUUACGGAAAAAUAAAAAUUGUUCUAUUAACUCGUUAAUUAAUGCACUCUAUUGAUAAGUACAAAAACAUGGCAAUUUUGAAGACUCUCCAUAAGUUUUUAUCAUCCAAAAAUACCCUAUUUCAUAUGAAUCGCCAGAAAAUGGCAUUUUCAAUAAAACCAAAGGAAGAAUUCAUCGAUAUCAAUUCCAAAAAAAUAAAUUAUCUAAAGAUUGGUAAUGGCCCAAAUAAUAUUAUGUGCUUUCCUGGUGCUUUAGGUACCAUUUGGAGUGAUUUUAAACCUCAAAUAGAAGGUUUGAACCAAGACGUAUUCACGGUAUUAGUUUGGGAACCUCCAGGUCAUGGUUUCAGUAGACCACCAGAAAGGAUAUUGACCUCAAAAUUUUAUGAGGAAGAUGCGGAUACUGCUAAUGACUUGAUAAAGGCUCUAAAAUUUGAGCCAUUUUCUUUGUUAGGUUGGAGUGAUGGUGGAAUCUCUGGAAUGAUCUUUGCGGCAAAGUAUCCACAAUCCAUUGAAAAAUUGGUGAUAUGGGGUGCUAAUUCUUAUGUGCAUUCCAAAGAUAUAGAGAAUUAUGAAAGUAUUAGAAAUAUCAAAAAUUGGUCUGAAAGAGCUUCAGCUCCCCUGAAGAAGUUAUAUGGAGCGGAAACAUUACAAGACGUUCAAAAUAGCUGGUGUGAUGCCAUGCUGGAAAUAAAAAGAAAAGGAGGAGAUAUUUGUGGAUAUCUUUUGGAGAAAAUUGAAUGUCCUACAUUAAUAUUACAUGGUGACAAGGAUCCUCUGGUUGGCCUUGAACAUCCUGAACAUUUAAUGACGAAAAUCAAGAGGGCAAAGUUACAUCGAUUUCCUGAAGGAAAACAUAAUAUUCAUCUGAGAUAUGCCAAAGAGUUUAAUGAUAUUGUAACAGAAUUUUUACUCAGUAAAAUGAAAUGAAUAACAUUCUCAUCCUGUAGAGAACUUUGGUUGGGUAAAAAGAUGAAAUACUGCCUUAUAUACUUUCUGUUUAUAAGAUAUUGAAGCUUUUGAGUGCUUCGAAAUCAAUCGAGAAAAUAUUUUUUGUUUAAUAGUUAUUUGGUGUUUUGAUUUAUAUUUUCAUUAUUAAAAAAACUUUAGAGCAAUGAGUUGUUUGUGAAAUAAAAAAGUGUAAGAAACGUAAUAAAUAUCAAUAUAAUAUUUU
Harmonia axyridis is the source of this 1272-nucleotide messenger RNA. Its product is annotated as valacyclovir hydrolase-like. Bases 141 to 1028 code for a protein of 295 amino acids. The transcript has 5 exons. Lineage: Eukaryota; Metazoa; Arthropoda; Insecta; Coleoptera; Coccinellidae. The record is from RefSeq and is a predicted model, not a curated record.